Molecule: messenger RNA, 1480 nt
Organism: Neltuma alba
Lineage: Eukaryota; Viridiplantae; Streptophyta; Magnoliopsida; Fabales; Fabaceae
Product: cytosolic sulfotransferase 12-like
Exons: 2
Coding region: 21-1058 (345 amino acids)
Molecular function (GO): sulfotransferase activity
Source: RefSeq, a predicted model, not a curated record
UAUUUGAUUUCUUCAUAGCUAUGGCAGCAGCAAAAUCAGAAGCCGCUAAUCCUGGUUCGCAAGAGCACUUGGUGAAAUAUGAUGAAGAGCUAUCACAAGAAUGCCAAAAACUCAUCACCACCUUACCCAUGGAAGUAGAUUGGUUUGCAGACCAGCUCUAUCAAUACCAAGGUUUCUGGUACCAGAAGAGACUAAUUCAAGGAAUCGUCAACUGCCAGAACCACUUCCAAGCCCAAGACUCUGACAUUCUCAUUGUCACCCCACUAAAAUGUGGAACCACCUGGCUCAAAGCCCUUACUUUCUCUCUCAUCAACCGCAAAACGUAUGAUAUGAAACCAAAUUUAGACGCAACCCAAGCCAUUGCACCACACCCUCUCCUCACUACCAACCCUCAUGAUUUGGUCCCAAACUUUGAGUAUGAUCUUUACUUUAGCACCAAGAAUCCUGAUCUAAGCUCAUUCCCAUCACCAAGGCUCCUUUCUAGCCAUAUGCCGUAUGCUUUGUUGCCAGAGUCAAUAAAACAGUCAAGAUGUAAGAUGGUGUUCUUGUGUCGAGACCCUAAGGAUGUGUUCAUCUCAUUAUGGCACUUCAUGAAUAGGUUAAGACCAGAUGUUCAAGAGUUCAACACCAUCGAGUACUUGUUUGAGAAGUUUCGUCGAGGAAUGAGCUUGUUUGGGCCAUUUUGGGAUCACGUGUUAGGGUAUUAUAAGGAGAGUUUGGAGAGGCCAGAAAAGAUAAUGGUUUUGAAGUACGAGGAGCUUAAGAGUGAGCCGGUAAGGGUUUUGAAGGACUUGGGAAAAUUUUUAGGGUAUGGUUUCUCUGAUGAGGAAGAACAGAAUAGUGAUGUUAUUGGUGAUAUAUUGAGGCUUAGUAGUUUUGAGAAUUUGAGAAAUUUGGAAGUGAACAAAAGUGGAAAAUUGGUUUCAGGGAUAGAAAAUAAGACUUAUUUUAGACGUGGAGAAGUUGGAGAUUGGAAGAAUUUUUUGACAGUUGACAUGAUCAAACAGCUCGAUGCUAUUACCGAAGAGAAGUUUGGAAAGUACGGCUUGAAGUUUUAGGCCUAUGUGCUCCUUGAUCACAUUGAAUCUACUCAAAAUGGCCAGGGUGCAUGCAUUCCGAAGCUUGAAGAAGAAUAAUCAUUCAGCACAAUCAUGAUUACGUUCUCUUUGUUAAUUUGAUGACUGUUGGACAUGAGGAUGAUGCCUCGAGGUUCCAAUGCUUGGUUGGAUCUAGUGCAAUUGUGAAUGGAUUUAAUUGUUGUUCAGUCUAUAAAAAAAAAAAAAACUCGUGUUUUGAUUAAACUUCUAUGCGACUCUAUUCAUGAGGAAUUAUCUUCUUCUCCAAGUUCUGAAUGAUCAAACUUAGCAUCUUUUCUUUUUGUUGAUAACAAAGGGAGGAAGAAAGGAGAAAAAGUUGAGCAUAGAUGUGCUUGUCAAGUUAUUUGUUUAUUUUAAUUAUAAACUUCCAAUGUAUUUUAUUU